ACCCAUCCCAUCCAACCAUCCAUCCGUCCAGAACCUUCCGAGGCCACGCGCCCGGCGCGCGAUCUAGAACCUUCCACAGCCUUCCCGACGCCUCCCGACGCGCGCGCACUGUACGGACGGGUAUUUAGCACUGCGGCCGCCACUCCACUCCACCCCCCGCGACCGCCCGACGGAAUUCACCCACCGUCUCCCCUUGGUUUUUUACCCACCAUUUUCCUUAUUACCGCGCAAAGAUCUCGCCCGCCGCCUUCGAUUCCGUCCCAAAAAUCCGAGCUUUCAGUGGGAGCAGGGCUGGUGGGGCGGGGGUCGGCCAUGGACGCGAUGCCGCCGGAGGGCAUUGUGAAGGAGGAGGAGGUGCUGCUGCACGAGGAGCACACGCACCCGCAGGCGGGGCCGCAGCAGCAGCAGCAGCGGCAGGACGGGGCGCUUCCGCGGCCGAUGGAGGGGCUGCACGAGGCCGGGCCGCCGCCGUUUCUCACCAAGACGUACGACCUGGUGGAGGACCCGGCCACGGACCAGGUCGUGUCCUGGGGCCGCGCCGGCAACACCUUCGUCGUCUGGGACCCGCACGUCUUCGCCGAGGCCCUGCUCCCGCGCCUCUUCAAGCACUCCAACUUCUCCAGCUUCGUCCGCCAGCUCAACACCUAUGGAUUCAGAAAGGUUGAUCCUGACAGAUGGGAGUUUGCAAAUGAAGGUUUCCUUAGGGGUCAGAGGCAUCUUCUCAAGAUGAUCAAGAGAAGGAAGCCGCCAUCCAAUGCGCCCUCAUCACAGCAGCAGGCCCUCACAUCUUGCCUGGAGGUUGGUGAGUUUGGAUUUGAGGAAGAGAUCGACAGGCUCAAGCGCGACAAGAACCUUUUGAUCACAGAGGUAGUGAAGCUAAGGCAGGAGCAGCAAGCUACUAAGGAUAACGUGCAAGCCAUGGAAGGCAGGCUACGUGCUGCUGAACAGAGACAGGCCCAGAUGAUGGGGUUCUUGGCAAGAGCAAUGCGUAACCCACACUUCUUCCAACAAUUAGUCCAGAAGCAAGAUAAGAGGAAGGAGCUUGAGGAUGCCAUCUCGAAGAAAAGAAGGCGGCCUAUAGACAAUGCUCCAUUUUAUGGUCCCGGGGCGACAACAAGUCAGAGCGAGCAACUUGAUUCACAGUUCCUGUUUGAUUCUGGUGUCCUCACUGAACCUGGAAUGAAUGGGAUGGAGAAUUUAGCGCAGAACAUUCAGGAGCUUGGGCAGGGCAAAACAGACGAGGAGAAGAAGGAUGAAGCUAAUGGGCAGCUGGAUAUCAACAACGAUUUCUGGGCAGAGCUAUUUUCUGAUGAUUUUGGAGACGGAGACGGGUCUGGGCUGUCAGAGUUGGAGGGAAGGAGACCUGAAGAUAUCGAUGAACUGGCUCAGCAGUUGGGGUAUCUGAGUUCUACUAGCCCGCAGUAGAGUUUUGUUCACAGUGGUUCACUUCAACCAACAAACAUUGCUUCUCCAGUACUACUAUUGCAGAUCAUCUUGAACAAUCUGAUUUAGUUGAUUGGUGGCAACAUGACUGGCUAUCUGAGGUGUUCCAUACCGGAGAUUGGAACACCUCUGGGUAGAGAGUAGAAGCUGAAGACUAAUUGCUGCGUCGCUUGAUGGAGACCCAUGACGUGUAUUGAAUGGUUACCUAAACUCGCUACUCUGAAGAAGAUGGUCCAGGUCGUCGACAUUCGGUUGUCCUGAGCUGGUGUUCAGCAGCAGUAGCUGUGGAAGUGUGUUACUGUAUAUACUCGUUGGGUGAAGUUUUGUUGUGAAAGUCUGGUCUGUAGUCAGCCGUUGGCAUCUGGGUGUGGGUUUAGCCAUUUCUCCUGCUGCUGUCCAUUUGCCAAUUUACCUUACUUUUAGGGCCUGUGUCAUGUGUGAUGAUUGGUAGUGUAUGCUGGAACCUCUGUUAUAUUGAGAUAAUAAAUGUUGAUAACCUUUGCAA
Messenger RNA from Triticum aestivum (bread wheat), 1948 nucleotides. Its product is annotated as heat stress transcription factor A-2c. Gene Ontology annotation, molecular function: DNA-binding transcription factor activity; RNA polymerase II cis-regulatory region sequence-specific DNA binding. Gene Ontology annotation, biological process: cellular response to heat; regulation of transcription by RNA polymerase II. The record is from RefSeq and is a predicted model, not a curated record. Gene Ontology annotation, cellular component: nucleus. NCBI's taxonomy places the organism in Eukaryota, Viridiplantae, Streptophyta, Magnoliopsida, Poales, Poaceae. The transcript is spliced from 5 exons. Bases 313 to 1425 code for a protein of 370 amino acids.